Molecule: messenger RNA, 3427 nt
Organism: Prunus avium (sweet cherry)
Lineage: Eukaryota; Viridiplantae; Streptophyta; Magnoliopsida; Rosales; Rosaceae
Gene: OTP86
Product: Tetratricopeptide repeat (TPR)-like superfamily protein
Biological process (GO): RNA modification
Molecular function (GO): protein binding; zinc ion binding; RNA binding
Source: RefSeq, a predicted model, not a curated record
AACAAAGCAAAAUAUGAGUGGUUUCCAUUUGUUCACUCUCGUUGAAUUUAUGGAGAGAAAGAGUUCAUCGUUCUAACGCGCAUGGUGCUGGCACAGCCAUUACGCUCCUUAUGUGCUUACAUUAUUGUCCCGCGCAGCGCUUGCGUUUUCCAUGCACGUCCUCUGUGAUGGCUGCUUCAGCCCAACACUGUUACUUCACUUCUUCGGCCGUACAAGUCCACCCCGUCCCUAUGUUGAAGAAAGCUCAGGCAAACCCAGCUCUCCAAUUCUUCAAAGUUUCGCAAAACCCCAUUAAAUUACCUUCCUUGAAGGAAGUUUGCGACCAAGGAAGCCUCAAGGAAGCUUUUCAGUCACUGGGCAGUUUGCUCAAACUUCAAAAUUCAUCACUUAAGCUUUCUCUAGAUGGGGCUUAUUCUCCUGUCCUUGAGCUCUGUGCGAACAAGAAAGCUCUGUCAGAAGGGCAACAAGUUCAUACCCGUUUGAUAAAAUCUUGUGAUUUAUAUGAUUCUGUGUUUCUCAGUACUAAGCUUGUAUUUAUGUACGGGAAAUGUGGCGCCCCUUUGAACGCGGAGAAGGUGUUUGUUAGAAUGUGCCAUAGAACCAUUUUCACUUGGAACGCAAUGAUUGGUGCUUAUGCUUCAAAUGGGAAACCUUUAAAAGCUCUUGAGCUGUAUAGGGACAUGCGGGUUUUGGAGGUUCCCCUUGAUUCUUGUACUUUCCCUUGUAUAUUGAAAGCAUGUGUUGCGCUUAAUAAUGUCUGCUCUGGGACAGAAAUUCAUGGUGUGGCUAUCAAAUACGGGUAUACUAAGGUAACAUUUGUUGCCAACUCACUAGCUUCUAUGUAUGCAAGCUGCAAUGAUCUUGAUGGGGCGAGGAAGUUAUUUGAUGGCAUGAAAGAAAAAGAGGAUAUUGUGUCCUGGAAUUCUAUUAUUUCAGCAUAUUCAGCGAAUGGGCAAUCUGUUGAAGCAUUGGAACUAUUUCGAGAAAUGCAAAGGAUGUGUCUUACGCCAAACACAUAUACUUUUGUUGCUGCUCUUCAAGCCUGUGAGGACUCUUUUUCUGAUAAACUUGGUAUGGAGAUCCAUGCUGCUGUUAUGAAAUCAGGUCACUGCUUAGAUAUUUACGUGGCAAAUUCUUUGCUUGCUAUGUACCUAAGAUGCGGUAAAACGGAUGAGGCUGCCAUAAUCUUUAAUGACCUGGAUGCCAAGGAUAUUGUCUCAUGGAAUAGCAUGCUCUCUGGUUUUGCCCAAAAUGGUCUAUAUAAUGAAACUCUGCAGUUGUUCUAUGAUAUGCAGAGUACUGAUGAAAAACCUGACCUGGUUUCGCUAAUAAAUAUCCUUGCAGCAUCUGGUCGAUUAGGAUAUCUGUUGUCUGGAAUGGAAGUUCAUGCCUAUGCGAUAAAAAAUGGAUUCGAUUCUGAUUUGCAGCUCGGGAACACACUGAUAGAUAUGUAUGCUAGGUGCGGUUGUGUGAACUUCAUGGGCCAUGCUUUUGAAAAGAUGCCAAACAUAGACUUCAUUUCUUGGACAACUAUUAUUGCUGGCUACGCUCAGAACAAUUGUCACACGAGGGCCUUAGAAUUGUGCCGGAAGGUGCAGGCGGUGGGGCUGGAUGUUGAUGCAAUGAUGGUGGAAAGUAUUUUACUGGCUUGUGGUGCAUUGAAAUGUGUUUCUUUUGUAAAAGAAAUACAUGGUUACACUAUGAGGAGAGGUUUAUUCGAUCUUGUCUUACAAAAUGCAGUUGUAAACCUAUAUGGAGAGUGUGGAUACAUAGAAUAUGCAAACCGGAUGUUCGAAUUGAUUGAAUCCAAAGAUGUUGUGUCUUGGACGAGCAUGAUAUCUUGCAAUGUUCAUAAUGGCCUUGCAAAUGAGGCCCUUGAGCUCUGUCACCUCAUGAAAGAAACAAACGUUGAACCUGAUUCUAUAGCACUUGUUAGCAUACUAUCAGCUGUUGCUGGCUUAUCUGCUUUGAAGAAGGGGAAAGAAAUUCAUGGUUUUCUUCUUAGGAAGGGCUUCAUCUUAGAAGGAUCUCUUGGUAGCUCUCUAGUGGAUAUGUAUGCCCGCUCUGGAACUUUGGAGAAUGCAUACAAGGUAUAUAACUGUAUUAGAAAUAAAAGUCUAAUUUUAUGGACCACCAUGAUUAAUGCGUAUGGCAUGCAUGGUAAUGGCAAGGCAGCUAUUGAUUUAUUCAAGAAGAUGGAAGGUGAAAGAAUUGUUCCUGAUCAUAUUACAUUUUUGGCUCUUCUAUAUGCCUGCAGUCAUUCGGGCUUGAUUGAUGAGGGUAAAAGAUUAUAUGAAAUCAUGAGAUCUGAAUAUCAAUUAGAGCCAUGGGCAGAACAUUCUGCCUGCAUGGUUGAUCUUCUUAGUCGCGCUAAUCGCUUGGAAGAGGCAUACCAUUUUGUGAAUGGCAUGAAGAGUGAACCUACUGCUGAAGUAUGGUGUGCUCUCCUUGGUGCUUGCCGGGUUCAUUCUAACAAAGAAUUAGGAGAAAUUGCAGCAAAGAAGAUCUUAGAGUUGGGCACGGAGAAUCCAGGAAAUUAUGUGCUUGUAUCAAAUGUGUUUGCUGCUAGCAGAAGAUGGAAAGAUGUAGAAGAAGUGAGGAUGAGAAUGAAGGGAAUUGGGUUGAAGAAAAAUCCGGGAUGUAGUUGGAUUGAGAUUGGAAACAAGGUUCAUACAUUCACAGCAAGGGAUAAAUCUCAUCCUCAGUCCAAUGAGAUUUACCAAAAAUUAGCUCAAAUGACUGAGAAGUUGGAGAGAGAAGUAGACUAUGUGGCUCAAACCAAAUAUGUUUUGCACAAUGUGGAGGAAGAAGAGAAAGUUCAGAUGCUUUAUGGACAUAGUGAAAGGCUGGCCAUUGCAUAUGGUCUGCUUAAAUCUCCUGAGGGAACCCCUAUCCGAAUCACGAAGAACCUUCGGGUUUGUGGCGAUUGCCAUCAUUUCAUUAAACUAGUUUCAAAAGUUUUUAGGCAAGUGCUUGUUGUGAGGGAUGCCAAUAGAUUUCAUCAUUUUGAGGAUGGGAUUUGUUCUUGUGGCGAUUUCUGGUGAUGGUUAAACAUUGUAUUGAAAUUGAACUGCCCUGAAAAGUUUGAACGUCUUUGAAUUACUACUGCUGUGGUGAUCAUUGAAAUAGUGAUCAGCAGGAGCUUUGGUUUCACCUGAGAGUUCUCUGCUUUCCGUCUGCGCAGAGUGACUGAGCAACGUAGAAUGGUUGAAAGAUUAAACUUAAAAGUUCGAAUUGCAUUAAGAACUUCUCCAAAACCAUAUUUGAGUCCAACCUUGCAUCCCAAGAAAGAGCUAUUGGAGUUGGUUAUGUUGCUUUUAAGCAGCCAUCGAAGGAGAGAUUACAAUGGGACAACAUAGUGAGAAUGGGUUUCGAUGUAAAUUCAGAAACCUUAUACUUGCAAAUAGUAGGAAAAUGCCAGAGUUCA